Triticum turgidum subsp. durum (durum wheat) is the source of this 504-nucleotide messenger RNA. The record is from the annotation of a GenBank genome assembly. NCBI's taxonomy places the organism in Eukaryota, Viridiplantae, Streptophyta, Magnoliopsida, Poales, Poaceae.
AUGGAGAUGAUUCCGCCGGCUGCGGCGUCGUCGGCGCCACCACGCCAUGGCGGCGCGGUCACCGAGGAGGAGCGGCAGCGCAAACGGAAGACCUCAAACCGCCUCUCAGCGCAGAGGUCUCGCAUAAAGAGGCAGCAGCGCGAGGACAAUCUGGUCGUGCGCGCGGCCCAGCUCGAGAUCGACAACAACGCCAUGCGUGUCACCACCGCCCUCGUGCAGCAGCAAUGCAGCCUGGUCGAGCAGCAGAACCGUGUGCUCUUCGCAGACGCUCGUUGCCUCUACAGCCUUCUCCAGCAGCAAAACUCCCAGCUCCGCAUGCUCGGUCAGAUCACCGGCGUUCCGAUGGACGUGCAGGAAAUCCCCGUCCACCUCACGCAGCUGUACGGCGGCCUGCAGACGCCACCGCCGCCGCCCCUGCCCUUGCCGCCGGAGAUUCAGAUGAUGUUCCAGCCGGAGCAGCUCGAUGAUAUCAUGGACGAUGCAGGGAGUCUCCCGUGGCUCUGA